Molecule: messenger RNA, 408 nt
Organism: Nanorana parkeri
Lineage: Eukaryota; Metazoa; Chordata; Amphibia; Anura; Dicroglossidae
Product: ammonia transport outward protein 2-like
Exons: 3
Coding region: 73-408 (111 amino acids)
Biological process (GO): acetate transmembrane transport; succinate transmembrane transport
Cellular component (GO): plasma membrane
Molecular function (GO): acetate:proton symporter activity
Source: RefSeq, a predicted model, not a curated record
AUCUCGAAAAAAAUAUCUACUGUGGACCAGAUAGAAAAGUUCUCAGCGAGUCAAUUUUGUAAAGUCCCCACCAUGGAGGGCUUUCCUGCUGUCUUCUACAGUGAGCCGGCUGUGCUGGGACUACUUGCCAACGCCGUUAGCGCUUUCCUCGUUUGUAUGCAAAACUUCUCUCUGUUCAACACCUCGGUUGCCAUUGGCGGAGUGGAAAAUAUCCUUGCAGGUGUCCAUCUCAUACUGAUCGGAGGUAUCACCCAGCUCAUUGCAGGAUUCCUGUCUUUCAGAAAGUAUGACCAUCUCGGUGGUACAGCCUUCAUAGCCUUCUCUGCGUUGUGGAGCAGCUAUGGUGCUACUCGUAUUAUUUCUGGUACAGAAGCAGAGGCACAGAACAUCUCAUGCCCUACAUCAUAA